Dacryopinax primogenitus is the source of this 1040-nucleotide messenger RNA. RefSeq lists its product as uncharacterized. Bases 108 to 860 code for a protein of 250 amino acids. The record is from RefSeq and is a predicted model, not a curated record. NCBI's taxonomy places the organism in Eukaryota, Fungi, Basidiomycota, Dacrymycetes, Dacrymycetales, Dacrymycetaceae. The transcript has 6 exons.
CUCUUCGUCACUCGCCACUGAGGUCAUGUUCUCUGCCGCCUUCCACUCUUGAGUCUUUUGCACCACCUAGUAUAGAUCAGCAACUGCGGAGGCUUUGGCAGCGGAAGAUGCAACUUGGACCGUAUCAAUGCAUCCUGGUAAGCAGUGACAUCGCCCUGCCGGAGUACGGUGUCGAGGUGGAUGAGGCAAGCAAUGAGGCGGUUUGCUGGAUUCCAAGCGAUGAAGGCUCUGCGUUUAGAGUGGAAUGUGCUUUUGGGGGCAUGGUGCACGAGACCGACGGGAUUCGCAUGGAGCUCUAUGCCGAUGGGGAAAUGCUUGAUACCAGGAUUGCCGUUGAUACCAAUGAAACCGUUAUGAAUGGCCUCAGGACUAACAGCUGGAACGUUUUGCCAUAUCUGUUCAAACCGGCGGUGAAACCAACUGAGGAUUUUGACGAAGAUGAAAUGGCUGUGGAGGAACUUGAUGAUAUUCAAACAUGGAGGAAGAGAGGCGUCAUUACAUUGCGGAUGACACGCGUGGACGUUCUCUAUCUCCAGCCACUGAAGGAUCACGAACCGAGCUCGCAAAUGCCUGCGCAGGAGCGCCUUAAGACUGUUCUAGUCGGAGAGAAGGGUCACUCACCGACGAAGAAAUCAUCAAGGAAAACUGUAUCUUGGGCAUGGGGAGAAGAUGGCGACCGUCCCUGCGCUACAUUCCACUUUAAGCAUCGUCCACAAGAGUGGUUACAGGCAUAUGGUUUUGCGCCACGAGACAUCGUCAGCGACCUCGACUUCAACUCUUUCAAUCUCUCAGGCGAGGCCGACUAUGUAACCGAUAUGAAGAGAAUGACACUCCACCACCGAUCGCGAGUAACGUCCUGAAUUGCGGCGGCUUGGAACUGUAUCUCAUCCAAUUCUGUAUGGCAUAUCUCAUCGAUCUUUCUGGCUCAUUUCAAUUUUCCCCAUUGUUCUUCUUCUGGAUACCACAAGCUUGGGAUUCCCAACUGUCAAAUUCAAAAUAGUUUUGUCGACCUUGAUACAAUGCAUUUUUUCUGCAUUCCC